AUGUUGAGCUCACGUUAUUAUAGUGCCUCCCGGCUGGGUACAGAUGCGAAGCCGCGAACUGCCAUGGUAGUUGACGAGGACGACGAGUUGUACACAGGUUUCAACGAGGUGGCUCCUGCACUGGACACUCGCAAUCUGCGGGAAGACCAUGACUUCCAGGAGACACUGCGCACAACCGCCAUUGGAAGGAAACUACCCAGCAGAAUGGGUACCGGGAUGAUGCGCAUGGGCACGGUAAGCGUCCGGGCGAACAGUUCUCGCGCAGGCACUGCGGCGCGGCCGGUCACUGCCGUGCGGGCUGCGGGCUAUACAUCUACUGCCAGAGAACUGCCCACCAGAGACGACGUUAAGGAGGAUAGUAUCGAGGAACGAGUAAAACAGAUGGAAGCUCGCAUAAUGACGCUGGUUGAAGAGUCUUGUAUGCUCAGUGCACGAUCAGACCCCGAUGACGAUACUGCUCCGAAGAAAGAACUUGACUUAGGGCAGGCCCUUGCCAAAGCACAGGAGGCAUCAGCGAUGGAAAGACAGUUAAUUCGAAUGCAAGAACAAGCGAAUCUUGGUGACACACAUAACUUGGAUCUCACUUUUGCUGUGCUCUGCAAUUUGGCGGGACAGUACGCGCUCAACGAAAUGUAUACCGAGGCUUUAAACACGUACCAACUACUCACUAGAAAUAAACUAUUCCCUCAUGCUAAUCGACUGAAGGUGAAUAUGGGAAACAUCUACUUCAAGAUGGGAGAACACCCAAAGGCAUUAAAGUUGUAUAGAAUGGCUUUAGAUCAAACACCGACAGCUGAGAAGGAUCUGCGAAUGAAAGUGAUGCAUAACAUUGGUCUUCUCUUAGUACGUAUGGGAAAGUUUCGCGACGCUGUGACAAAUUUUCAACAUAUCAUGCAUGAACAGGGAGAUUUUCAGACUGGUUUACACUUAGUGCUAUGCUCAGUGGCGUUGAACGACGCUGAAGGUGCCAAAGCGGCAUUCCACGCAAUGCUGGAUGUGGAGCCGCCCACGUUUCACCAAGAUAUCAAUAUUGAUGACGAAAACGAUGCGUACGAGUGCGUCGUCCGCGACGUGGUGCGCGGGGACCGCCUGUCGCGCUGGUCGCGGCGCGGCGCGGCCCACGCCGAGCGCUGUCUGGCGCUCGCUGCCGCCGCCGCCGCCAUGCAGAGGCCUGGCUCCAGGGGCCCCGACUCUGGCGGCAUGUCGUGGUGCGUGGAGGCAUUGCGCGGGUACAGCGGCGGCGCGGCGGGCGCGCGCCUCGAGCUGGGCGCCGCGCUGGCUGCACUACGCACGCGCGCCACGGGGCCCGCCAGCGGCCCGGGCGGCCCGGCCGGGGGCGCUGCGGGCCCCGGCCCGGGGGGCAGCAUGGGGGCGGCCCAGCGCGCCGUGCAGCGACUCAAGGCCGUGGCCCGCGCGCACCCACACGACCGCGUGCUGCGCGCCGAGGCCAACACUGAUGCUGCUUUCGUCGCUUAUGCGGUUUUGCAUAACGCUACCAUUGAUAACUAG
Spodoptera exigua (beet armyworm) is the source of this 1509-nucleotide messenger RNA. NCBI's taxonomy places the organism in Eukaryota, Metazoa, Arthropoda, Insecta, Lepidoptera, Noctuidae. The record is from the annotation of a GenBank genome assembly.